Messenger RNA from Ziziphus jujuba (common jujube), 1720 nucleotides. Its product is annotated as UDP-glycosyltransferase 74E2. The record is from RefSeq and is a predicted model, not a curated record. Lineage: Eukaryota; Viridiplantae; Streptophyta; Magnoliopsida; Rosales; Rhamnaceae. The transcript has 2 exons. Gene Ontology annotation, molecular function: UDP-glycosyltransferase activity. Bases 51 to 1493 code for a protein of 480 amino acids.
GGAAUUAAUCAAAAAUAGAGAGAAAGAAAGAAAGAGAAAAAUUGGUGGGAAUGGAAAAACAAGAAGAGAUACGAGGGCAAGUAUUGGUAAUUCCAAUCCCAGUGCAAGGGCAUAUGAACCCGAUGAUACAGUUUUCAAAGCGGCUAGUUACAAGGUGCAAGGGGCUCAAAGUCACACUGGUUGCUGCCUUUAUUGACCCAGAGAUUGUGCUGAACAUGAUGCAACCUCCUCAUGAUCAUCAUGAAGAAGAAGAAGCAGAAGCAGGAGUAGCACCCUCUAAAUCUAAUUAUAUCACCCUCCACACCAUUCCUUUCGAACCCUCGGAAGAUGGCACCGACCCCACCACCAGUGUGGGUACAUAUUUCACUCACUUCCAAAAAGUAGUGUCCCUCCGAUUAGCGCAGCUCUUGCAAAGACAACAAUUUACAUGUGUUAUCUACGACUCCCUUAUGCCAUGGGCUCUUGACGUUGCCAAACAGCAAGGCCUAUUUGCAGCCUGUUUCUUCACCCAGUCCAACGCUGUUAAUGCCAUUUACUACAACGUCCAUGAAGGCCUCCUUAAAGUUCCACUGGUUGAUCCGCUUGUACCUCUGGUCGGCCUCCCACCUCUUGAGGUUACCGACCUCCCAUCUUUCGUUUAUGAUUCACUAUCAUACCCUUCCUCCUUAGGACAUGCGGUUGCUCAGUUUUCCAAUUUCAGACGAGCUGAUUGCAUCUUUGUCAACACCUUCGAUAGCUUGGAGGAGGAGGUGGCAAAAUGGAUGGCGAGCCAGGAGGAGUGGCCAGUGAUCAGGAAUAUAGGACCCACCAUUCCAUCGGUCUACUUAGAUAAGAGGUUAAAGGACGACAAGGAUUACGGGGUCUGCUUCUUUAAGGCUGAAGUGGAGACUUGCAGGAAGUGGCUAGACACCAAGGAAAAAGACUCGGUAGUUUACGUGUCGUUGGGAAGCUUGGCAGCACUGCGAGAGGAGCAAAUGCAAGAACUAGCGUGGGGGCUGAAAAGGAGCAACAGGCACUUCUUGUGGGUAGUCAGAGAAGAGGAGUUCAAAAAGCUUCCUCCCGACUUCCUAAAAGAGACGGUGGAUAAAGGCCUGAUUGUGAAAUGGUGCCGUCAGUUGGAAGUUUUGGGUCACAGAGGGGUGGGGUGUUUCCUCACUCAUUGCGGUUGGAACUCCACCCUGGAAGCCCUGAGUUUGGGAGUGCCGAUGGUGGCCAUCCCACAGUGGACCGAUCAAACCACCAACGCCAAGUUCGUCAUGGAUGUGUGGCGGGUUGGGAUAAGGGUGGAGGUGGACUCUAACGGAUUCUUCACCAGGCAAGAGGUAGAGAAAUGCAUAAGGGAUGUCAUGGAAGGGGAUAGAGGCUUAGAGAUCAAAACCAACUCUUCCAAAUGGAUGAAACUAGCUAUACAAGCUGUAGACGAAGGUGGAACCUCUGAUAACAACAUUCAACAAUUUGUUCAACAACUUGCUUCUACCAUUCGCAAUAUCUGAUAUGUAUGUCAAGGAAGGGUCUAUCUUUUGUAUGCGUGUGUGUGCAUAAAUAUGCAUGUUUAUUUAUUAUGAGAUGCAAUUAUCUCCAAGACACAAGCAUUAUAUAUAUGCUUCUUGUUCAUAAUUUUUAAAACCGCCUUGUGCAUGUUUCCAACAGUAGUAAUUACGGUACUAUAACAAUCCAAGAAAACAAAAUUGGGAUCCUUUUUCAUGAAUCUUAUUUCUCA